Molecule: messenger RNA, 8512 nt
Organism: Dreissena polymorpha
Lineage: Eukaryota; Metazoa; Mollusca; Bivalvia; Myida; Dreissenidae
Product: sorting nexin-8-like
Exons: 13
Coding region: 41-1615 (524 amino acids)
Biological process (GO): retrograde transport, endosome to Golgi
Molecular function (GO): phosphatidylinositol binding
Source: RefSeq, a predicted model, not a curated record
AACGAGAUGGGUGGAUGUCACAUGAUCACAUGAACUCAAAAUGGCGGCCGACUUAACUUUCGGGUCGGUCCCCCCGUUCUACAGAGAAAUUUAUGAAAUCGUGUGCCCCAAUCAAGAACAAGUUGAUCAGGACAUGUUUGUUGCAAUCCUUGUUAAAUCGAGUCUGCCGAGGUCAACUAUUAUCCAGAUAUGGGAAGCAGCUGAUAGCAAGCAAGGUUUUCUGUCCCGUAAUGGCCUCUACAAGGCCCUCGCUCUUACAGCAUUAGCUCAGCAAGGGAAGAAUAUCAAUGAAAAAUUGCUGGAAUCAUUUUCUGGGCAAGAGUUACCCAAGCCAACAUUAGGUGAUUUAUCAGACCUCAAAGCUGCCAGUGUUCGACUUAAAAGAGAAAAGUCUCCAAAUGUUUUAGGCUUUACAUACGCGGAACUCUCUGAAUUAGACACUGUGAAAGUAGAACUUUUGCCUGAGAAGAAAGGUCUUAUCUUGAAACAUGUGGAAUAUGAAGUUACUAGUCAGAAAUAUAGCUGCACGACACUGAGACGUUACAAUGACUUCCUUGCCUUCCAUGAACUGCUGUUGAUGCGGUUCCCGUACAGAUGUAUCCCCCGGCUGCCUCCAAAGAAAAUGAUGGGAGCGAACAGAGAAUUUAUAGAGCAUCGGUUGAAAUGCUUGCGGCGCUACUUGAACAUGAUAUCACACCAUCCUCAGAUGCAUGAUGACAAACUUGUGCAGUUUUUCCUCUCUUUCAGCGGUUCGGAUUGCCAACAGAAAAUCCGGGAAACUUUCCGAGGAAUUCCGGAUGAGUUUAUGACCAGCAAUCUUGCAAGUAGGGCUAAGGAUUUGGUUCCCAUGGAUACCCAGACACAACUUAGCAACAGCAAGGAACACAUCAAAAUGCUAUUCAACAGUCUGUCAAAGUUAAAAGACAUCUGCGAACGCAUGGUUUUGCGUGCCACAAGCUAUGCAAGUGAUAUGUUGCAGUUUGGAAAGGAACUGAGUUCCAUGAGUAACGACGCCACACCUGUCUCUUCCUGGUCCUGUGGUUCCAACGAGACGUGGCGCCACCUCAAAAAGGGAUUCAAGCACCUGUCAGUGGAGUAUGGGGCACUAGGGGACAAGGCCGCAAAGGAGGCCAAUGAUACAGAAGACCAGGUUGUGGAGAAGUUAUCACUGUUGCUAGACCUCAUACAAUCCUAUCGGGAUCUAUGUGAGCGUCAUGAGAAGGGUGUACUGCAGGACCAUCAACGGGCCGUACAGAAGAUGGGGCAGUACAAGAAGAAAAAGAUGUCAGCAACUGUACAGAGCGCAGAGGUGGGCACAGUAGAGCAGCUGGAACAGAAGAUCCUGGACCAGGAGAGUCAGAUAGCCAACAUGGAGAACCGUAACUACUACAGCCUGCACUGCCUGCAGAUGGAGACCCAGUUGAUACACGCCAACCUGGACAUCGUGUAUGAGGUACUGGAGGCAACUGCCACCGUACAGUCACAGUCACACUCCGAGCUGGGCAAGGUGUGGGAAGCCAUCGGUCCCAUCAUCAGUGCCAUACAGCAGGAGAGCAUGGGGUCACCGCGUAACUCGUUAUCACCCAUCAACAACAACAACAGAAUCACAGUGUAGAUUGAUUAUCAACCAUCAACAACAACAGAAUCACAGUGUAGAUUGAUUAUCAAUCAUCAACAACAACAGAAUCACAGUGUAGAUUGAUUAUCAACCAUCAACAACAACAGAAUCACAGUGUAGGUUGAUUAUCAACCAUCAACAACAACAGAAUCACAGUGUAGGUUGAGUAUCAACCAUCAACAACAACAGAAUAUCUGCAUGGAUUGUAAGGAAAUAGUUAUCACCCAUCAAAAACAACUGAAUCACAGUGUAGAAUGUCCAACCCAUCAACAACAGAAUAGCGGAGCAGAGUUUAUGGUUGUCAACCAUCAACAACAACAAAAUCAGGGUGUAAAUUUAUACCCAUCAACAACAACAGAAGAACAGCAUAGACUGUGAUGGAUACCAAAUGUAACUUGUUAUCCCCCAUCAACAACAACAGAAUCAGUGCGUAGGGAUAGGUUUCUGUCUCCCCCCCCCCUUCACCCAGUUCUUUCAUUCUAUCAUCUACAGUUAAGUUGAUUUGAAUGAGCCUUCUUCUGGGGAAACAUGGUUUAAUGCAUAUGAGUGUUGUCCCACAUUAGCCUGUGCAGUCAGCACCGGUUAAUUUGGGAUAAUACUUUAGACACAUUAAUUUAACCCCACAAGGAAUCGCUUUCUGAGAAAACUGGGCAUAAUGCAUGUGUGUAAAGUGUUGUCCCAGAUUAGCCUGUGCAGUCCGCACAGGCUUAUCAGGGACGACACUUUCCGCUUUUAUGACAUUUUUCGUUUAAAUGUAGUCUCUUCUUAGCAAAAAUCCAAAUAAGGCGGAAAGUGUCGUCCCUGAUUAGCCUGUGCAGAUCGCACAGGCUAAUCUGGGACGACACUUUACGCACAUGCAGUAUGCCCAGUUUCUCAGAACACAACUCAAACUAUUGUAUCUGAUACAACAUUGGUGAUUACCUGCCACAUUUUUACAUUCAACCCUCGUCAUGCAUUUGGCCCCACUCAAAGUCAGGUCAGUUAUCAGUCAGACAAUGUUUUUGUCAAUUAUUUUUCUUGUUAAAAGCCUUAAUGUUGGUGUGUGAAAAUACAUGUUGAUUCCCUGUGUUUGACUGGUUCAAUAUUCUGCAUUUGUUAAUAAAUGUGUUCUUCACACUUAUGUUAAGAAUGUCUAAAAUUAGUUUCACUGAUUUGAGCCGGUCUCUGGAAACCAGGCUCAAUGCAUGUGUGUUAAGAAUGGUCACAGGUUAAACUGACCUGUCCUCACAGGCUAAUCAGGGAUGACACUUUUUGCCUAGACUUUGUUUUUUGGGUUCAGAAGAGACUUUCUUUUAAUGAUAAAUUCUAUUCAAGAAUCUGGUUACCCUGAUUAGCAUGUGCGGGCUGCUCAGUCUAAUCUGAGAUGAUAUUUUGCGCAAAUGCAAUAAGUCUGGUUUUCCCAGAGAUUAACUCAUCUUAUUGCUCAUAGUUUGAUUUUCCUUACAGUAAGGUAAUGCAAAGAGUAUGUUUUAUAUGUGGUUAUUUUAGUCAAAAUAGAAAACCACAUGAUAAAAUACUGUUGCUGCACAAUGUUAUGUAAAAUAUUCAAACAUUGUUAUAUAAAAAAUCCUACAAAAGUUUUAUCAUUUUAAAUUUGAGACAUUUGCUGAACAUUUUGUUAAGCAUUUUAUCUAUCAGAUAUGUCAAGUGCAAGUUUAAGAUCUGCUUAAAAUAUCUGUUUAAUGUCUGUUAAAUGUCUGUUAAAAAAAAGUUUACCCUGAAAUUCAGUUUUGAUCACAUCUUUUGUUUUGUUUGUAUGUUUCUUGCAACUUGAUGCCCUUCUUUGAUCUACCUUAUAUAGAUUUACCUGAUUUUUACUAGAUUUAGCUGUUUCAUUUUGCAUCAACAACUCAUACAAUGUUUGGUUACUGAAAUAGUAGUUGUGUGUUAUCAUUCCCAAUCCUUCAUAUUAACAGACUGUGGCCUUUGUUAACAUUUGGACCAAUAUUUAUCCCUUUCCCCCAUUAAAGCAAAGUGAAAAUGGCUUUUGCAACCAGCAUAAAACCAGAACAGCCUGCAAGUAACUCUCAGUCUGUUCAGGUUGUAUGCUGUUUGCUGCUCAUUAGUAACUAAGGGUUGGAAAUGAAGAAUUUAAAACUUGAAUUUAGUAUUACAGGUCUUUGAAUAAAUUUAACUUUUUAAGGGACUACAAAUGCGUCAAAAUACGUAUCUAAAUGGUAAAAGGGAUAAUUAUUCUAGUAAGCUAUUUUUCGGUAAACUUUUUUAUGUGUGGUAAACUGCCAACAUGACUUGUUAUAUGUUCAACAACACACAUUCUGAUACACUGCCUGUGUAAGACCACUCAAACAUAUCACCGAAUUUCACUUUUACCCUUGCCUACUAUAGAGGUCAGGGUCUGUGUUUUUUGUAUUCCUUAAAUAAGUGCUCAGUAAUGUUUUAACGUGCUGUAAAUCUUUUAUGAAGACUUUAAAGUUUUCUCAAUUACUUGUUGGCUUGUAAUUGAUAGUGUUGUGUUUUCCUAGAUGUUAACUGUUAAUGAUUAUUUGGAAUAUUAGCAAUAUGUGUUGUUGUUAUCAAACAUGUGUAAAUGGCUUCAGAGAGUUGCAUUAUUUUUAAUCAAAUUGAUGAUAUAAUUUAUGAAAAAGUUUUUUUCAUAGGUACAUUUGUGUAAAAUCUCCUUCUUAUCGCUGAUAGUUUUAAAGGGACUGUAUCUGUUUCAGAUUUUAAUAUUUGAGUCUCAUUCUGGGAAAACUGGGCUUAAUCCAUUGCAUGCUGGGAAAUUUGUCGUCUGCUAAAAUGUCGUAUGCAGAAUUUCUAAAAUUAGCAUUUUCUUCUAUUUUUUCAAAGAAUACUAUCAGAAUAGCAAACAGUUUGGAUCCUGAUGAGACGCCACGUUCUGUGGCGUCUCAUCUGGAUCCAAACUGUUUGCAAAGGCCUUUAAAAUUCGGUUCCCGCACUGAAAGGGUUAAAUCAUGUACUUUUAAGUGUUGACCCAGAUAAGCAGGUGCAGUCUGCACAGGCUGAUCUAGGAUGACACUCUUGCUUUUAUGGAUUAUUUAUUUAUUUAAUGUUUAUGUUAAGUAUCUUUAAUACAAAAAUUCACUCAAUGCGAAAGUGUUCUCCCUGCCUGAUAAGCCUGUGCGGACUUCACAGGCUUAUCUAUGAUGACACUUUAUGCACAUGAGUUAAGUGCUGUUUUCACAGAGCGAGACACAUAUAUAUACAUUUGAGGAUUUGUCUGAUUUGUUUUAUGUUAAAUGUUAGUUUGUCAGUCCUUUUGUGUUAAUCAGCAAUAACUAUUAAUUUAUUUUGAUUCAAUAUUAACAUAGUGUUUUGGAACCCUUAAUGUCAGUGAAAACAGUGUGUUGUAAUAUUUGAAAUUUGUUCAAUUUUGUGCCUUGUGGGGUCACUUUUGUGAAUAUUCUGAAUUUUUUACCAGCCUGAUGCAAUAGAAAAUUUAGACAAUUAAUACUAAUUAUGUGCAUCACUCUGUGAAAACUGGGCUUAAUGCAUGUGUGUAAAGUGCUGUCCUAGAGUAACCUUUGCACUCCACACAGAUUCACCAGGUUAGAUACCGUUACUUGCAGCUUUGAUUGAGUUUUUUUUUAUUGAACGAACAUCUUAUAAACAAAACCCCAGUGUUGGCAGAAAGGGUCAGCCCUGAUUAGCUGUACUGGGACAACACUGUAUGAGCAUGCAUGAAGCCCAGUGUUACCCGAAAGUAGCUAAUUUACAUGUAUAACCCACAUAGUAAGUGUGCCAUUAAAUAACAGAAAUACUACAUAUGUCAAUACAGUUGUUGUAAGGAUAAAGGCUUGGCGUUUUAGUUGGUUAAUGUGUUUAACCCUUUGAUAUGUAUUUUGACGCAUUUUUGGUCCCUUAAAAAGUUAUUGUGACUAUUUUCCCCUACCGGUGAACUUAUGGUUUGCAUUCUGUCAGUCAGUUCGUCACACUUUUCUGGAUCCAACGAUAACUUUAAGAGUUCUUAAUAUUUUUUCAUGAAACAUAAACCAUGGAUAGAUGGCAAUAUGGACACUAUGCACGUCAUUUCAUUUUGUUCUUACAUCAAAAAUUAUGGUUGCUAUGGCAACAAAUAGAUUAGAAAUACUGCUGAAAAGGGUGGUUUUUUGGAUCCUGCGAUAACUUUAAAAGUUCUUCAUAUUUUUUCAUGAAACUUAAAACAUGAAUAGAUGGCAUUAUGGACAUUAUGCACAUCAUUUCAUUUUGUUUCUUCGUCAAAAAUUCUGGUUUCUAUGGCAACAAAUAAAUUUAAAAAAUCUGACAAUGGUGGAAUUUCUGACAAUGGUGGAGCCGGUAGGGGACAUAUAUUGCUUGGCAAUAGUCUUGUUUUUAAUUAAAGGCCUUUCUUACUACAUGUAGAUUUAAAUUUUAAUGGUUUCUUAUCAAACCCUUAAAUACUGAUUAGCAGCAAACAGCAUAAAACAUGAACAGACUGCCAGUUACUCGAAGGCGGUUCUGAUUUUAUGCUGUUUGCACAAAGCCAUUUUCCCUUUGCUUCUAAGUGGGAAAUGGUCAAGUUACCUGUUCACAGAUUGAGAAACUUACAAUUUUACGUUUGUGUCUAAUUUAAAUAUUUGACAUAGACAAAUCGUUUACAUAUAGAUAUAAGUUAUACUGUUUGUUAUUGUCAAUUUACUGAACUAUUCCUAUUGGUAGAAGUGACAAAAUAACGUUAUUUAAUGGCAUACUUCAAAAUGUACAGAAUUAUAUGAACAAGUCGGUUAAGAUCAGGCUUAAAACUUGCUGUAAAAAAUGCUUAUCUGUUUUUGUUUGUUAUAGAAUUAAAAGAUUAGUACUUAUUUAAUUAAUUUAAUUAAGUUUGAUAUUUGCAAAGUUGUAUGGUUAGGAAAGUUAAUAGAUUUAUUAGAUAUUUACAGUAUUAAGUCAAAAUAAUAUAAAGACUAAAGUAGCAAGAUCGUAUUGAAUCAAAUUAAUCUGUUAAGUUUGAAUUUUGAAAAGUUUGUAGGUUACAUAAGUUUAUUGUUUAUUUGAUAUUAGUAGGAUAUCUACAGUAUUGUAUUAGAUAUUCAUAGUCAAAAUGAUAUAUAUGUAUAGACAAAAAUAGCAAAAUGUUAUUUAAUCAAAUUAUUUUGCUAUUUUUAGUGUUGAAAUCGAUUUUAAAGAGCAGCAAUUAGUGCUACCAGUUAUUGUAAAGCAAUACAUACUUGUGAUUUUAUUUGUAAAUUAAUGUCCAUAAUUAUGCAAUAUAUGUUCCCAUGGUAAUGUAUUUGCAGCAGUGUUCAGUAUGCUAGUCAUUCAUAUAAGAGUUACGCAGUAGUUUAGUCCUGGUCUUGCAUUAAUCAAUCUUACACCUCACAUUGUUUGCAGUAUUCUCAACUGUUGUGCAUAAAAAUUUAUGAAUUGCAUUAAGUUUAAAUUCAGAAAUCUGAGUUUGGAAAAAUUGAAUAAAUUAAAAAAAUACUUGCAAGCUCUUGAAACUUUCCUGUCAUUAUUAUUAGUUUAAAUUCUUAUAAUUCCAUAACGUAUAUUGCAAUUAAUUUCCAAAAACAUGGAAAAAUGAUGUAGACCUAAAGUUUAUAAAAAAUACAAAUUUGACUAAUUGUUAUUACUGUGAAAAAAAUAGGAAAAAAAUAAGUUUUGAUGUUCCUUGUUAACUCCUGUAUGAGUGAAAAAUGUUAUAUCAGAAGUGUUUUUAUAAAAAAAGUGCUUGCCCUGUUUAAUUGUGAGUGGUAUUUAGGUACUGUCCAUAUCAUACUGUGAUGCUUGAUGUGUGAGAAUCUGUCUCUGACAUAGUACCUUUUCAACCUUAACUGGAACGUUGUUUAGAAGAAACUUCAUUUACAUGAAAAAUUCCAUCAAGCGGAAAGUGUUGUCCUUGAUUAGCCAGAACUGACAGCAUGACACUUUAUGCACAUGCAUUAAGCCCGGUUUUCCCUAGCACUGCUUAUUUUUCUUCCAUUAUAAAAGUCUAUAAUUAUCAUUAUUAAAAAAUAUGUUUUGUUUAAAACUUAUAUAUUUGUAUAUAAACAGAUAUAAGAAUAUUGCUUGCAUGUUCUUUUAUUAGUUCUUCUGUGCUGCUGUACAAGUUUAUUUCCGUAUUCCUUGUAGCAUAUCUAGUUGUUUUUAUUAAUAUGCAUGUAUGCAUUUCCAAUUUCAAUGUCUAUGUACAAUUCCAGCGUCUAGUUGUAAUCAAGUUAUAUGCUGUAUACAAUUUGUUCAUGUCCGUUUGUCUCUAGAAAGUGAUAACACUUCAAGAAUGCCAUAUUUGUUUUUUUCCAUCUCCUCAUUGCAUUCAAAGAAUUAUUUUAACCAUUUUCAUGUUCAUUCUGAUUUUUAAAUACGGGGCUCUGUCUUAUAGUCAAUCCUUAUAAUCAAGACAGUACCGUAACAAUAUGCGACCAAUAUGUAAAUAAGCUUAAUUGCUGUAUGGAAUAAAUGCUAUUGAUUUAUAGGCCAUGUUAUUUCAAUAAGUAAUAUGAAUAAUUUAGACAAUCACCUGGUAUUUGUUAAUUACAUUUUGAACGAAUCUGUUGCUGUUGUCUGCAAUAAUUUAAUGCAAUAUGUAGAUUGUUUCUGUAUUGGUAAUGUUCAUUUCUCAUUUGAGUUUGUUUGUAUUUUAAACAUUUAUAAAGUGUGUAUUUUCUAGCAGUGUGUAUAGAAAUUUUGAAAUUAAUGCAGAUUGUUCGACUAAAAAAAAGAUAUAAAAUCACUCUGUCAUAACAUAGGAUAUGGACUGCUUAAUUUUUCGUAUACAAUGUUUAUUCCCACUUCAUAUAUGAGCACUUUGCUUUAGUUUUUAACCAAUAUUAUAUGAAUUACUUCUUUGGUAUUUAAGCUAUUAAACAUUCCAUAUGAAUUAUAUUCGACGGGUUAUUGCGAUGUAUGUUGUUAAUUUAUAUUAUUUGUUGAAGAUGUUAAAUAAGAAAUAAAACUUAGUACAAACAUACACAA